Molecule: messenger RNA, 1374 nt
Organism: Panicum hallii
Lineage: Eukaryota; Viridiplantae; Streptophyta; Magnoliopsida; Poales; Poaceae
Product: caffeoylshikimate esterase-like
Exons: 8
Coding region: 117-1169 (350 amino acids)
Cellular component (GO): membrane
Molecular function (GO): lipase activity
Source: RefSeq, a predicted model, not a curated record
AUUCAUUCAUGUGUUCUCCGUAACAUUGCUCCCUCUACGGAUUUCUCCUCCUCCCUGAUCCGAGAAACCGCUUGACCCUUCGUGCCAGUGAUAGAGCAGCAGUGUCUGGAAAGAGGAUGGACAUAGAGUACCAAGAGGAGCACGUGAGGAGCCCGAGGGGCGUGCAGCUCUUCACGUGCCGGUGGCUGCCGGCGUCAUCCUCGCCCAAGGCGCUCGUCUUCCUCUGCCAUGGUUACGGCGCGGAUUGCAGCGAGUUCAUGAGAGAAUGUGGGAUCAAGAUGGCCACAGCAGGGUAUGGUGUGUUCGGCAUCGAUUACGAGGGCCACGGGAAGUCCAUGGGUACCAGGUGCUACAUCCAGAAGUUCGACAACCUUGUGGCUGACUGCGACCAGUUCUUCAAAUCCAUCUGCGAGAUGGAGGAUUACCGAAACAAAAGUCGGUUCCUGUACGGCGAGUCCAUGGGUGGAGCAGUCGCUCUCAUGCUGCAUAGGAAGGAUCCAACAUUCUGGGACGGAGCAGUCCUUGUGGCGCCAAUGUGCAAGAUAUCGGAGAAGGUGAAACCGCACCCUUUUGUGGUCACCCUCCUGACCAAGGUGGAGGAGAUCAUCCCAAAAUGGAAGAUUGUCCCGACCAAAGAUAUCAUUGACUCCACAUUCAAGGACCCCAUCAAGCGCGAAAAGAUCAGGAAGAACAAGCUCAUCUACCAGGACAAGCCCCGGCUGAAGACAGCGCUGGAGCUGCUCAGAACCAGCAAGGAUGUAGAAGACAGUAUGUCAGAGGUGAGGAUGCCAUUCCUCGUCCUGCACGGCGAGGCAGACACGGUGACCGACCCAGAGGUCAGCCGAGCCCUGUAUGAGGGGGCAGCCAGCACCGACAAGACCUUCAAGCUCUACCCGGGGAUGUGGCAUGGCCUCACCGCCGGCGAGCCUGAUGAGAAUGUGGAGCUGGUGUUCUCUGACAUUCUCGCGUGGCUCAACCAGCGCAGUCGCCAUUGGGAACCUGAAGAACGGGUCCGAACUCCACCGGAGCCUGAGAAAAUCGCCCAUGUCACCAGCAGCAAUGGCACAGAGAGUUGGGUGCCAGAUUCGGCACACGGCCAGCCUCAGCGGGGCUGCAGCUUCCUCUGCAGGCUCGGUGGCCAACCAAACCAGCAGCGAUGUAAGAUGUAGAUAUCCAGAACAAGGCAUUCAUGAUUCAGCAGCUUGAAAGCAUAUAGAUCCCUAAUUUUGUUAGGGGCACCAAUGACUUUAUGAUCAUCAUGAUUAACAUGCAUUAGAAAAAAGAAACAUCGAAAGUUAAGUCCCGGAAAUAUUCUUGGCCCAAGAGUGUGUGGUGGGAUUUGGUAACGACUGAAACUUUUUUAGUCCCUUUAAA